Molecule: messenger RNA, 2219 nt
Organism: Stylophora pistillata
Lineage: Eukaryota; Metazoa; Cnidaria; Anthozoa; Scleractinia; Pocilloporidae
Source: RefSeq, a predicted model, not a curated record
UAUACCAUAAUGGCUAAGCCAAUAAAAGGUCUUGAAUUACAUUAUCCAAUGAUCCAGUUUUUAAUAAUUUCAGUGACAGAAAUAACUUUCAGUAGGUUCAAAACGUUUGGUAAAUUUUCGCUCCGCUGAAUUCUUACUGGUUGGUCUCAUUUAAGAAAAACAGAUAAAAGAAACAAAACCAAACCAGCCAACCUGUAGCUAAAAUUGUAUUGCUCUGUUAAUCAUAGGUAAGAGUACAACAAGUUUAACAUCAAAGCUUUGUAAGUCUCGGGAAUAAAUAAAAUUUGAGAUAACAGACCAUCUUUCCAUUUAACUCUUUGCGCAUCUGUGAGAGCACAUCUACAGCGAAUCGCGGGCUCACACUCGAAACGUCAACAUUGAAAUCUCUGAAAGGUAACCAAUUUAACAAAUUGUCUGAAACGUACUCAUCAUAAACCUGAACUUUCAGGUAUCAGCGCGUAAUAUGUAGUACCUUCACUCGACUUCUUCCCAAUUGGAACCGAUUUAAUCGAGCCAAGUUAUCAUGUAGAGAUCCUCAGGGUUGGAUUCGAUCAAUAUUCCGAUUUCUGUGGGUGUGGCAAAAUAACAAGCCAGUGCACAAUUUUUGGCGCUCGCCCUAAAGCUAAAAUUGGGAGGUACUGGCCCCUGGACACCUCUGAGACUACUGUUCAUGCCUACAGUAACUCAGGUUUGGAUGGUUAUGUUACCAACUCUCGCGAGCAGGUGCAUAUUACACCCAAUGUACUUUUGGGAAUGUAUAACUUUCAACGAGGUUGUAUUGUGGGUAGCCUUCGGCUGGCGCAGUGCCAGGCCGCAACGUCCACGUAGCAGGUGGUUGAUACAUAUGUAAUGAAACAGACAGAAUCUCAAAUAAUUUGAAUCAUCUAGCCAUGAAACAGGCUGAAAAAAUAUCAUCUUUUCCCAACACAGGGGAUCAUAUUUAUGUUCUUCGUUCCUUGAGCUACGCGCAUCACGGUAUCUAUACACGACGAAAUAAAGUGGUGCACUUCCAAACACCUCUUGAAACUGGUCAAAUGGACAGUUCAACGAUUGCAGAAAGCGACUUCGACAAGUUCCUGGGAUCUGACGGUCCCGACUGGUAUUUGUACCAAUACGGAGUGACCGAGGCGCAAUUCAGCAGGAAUCCGCGUGGCACAUGCACCACAAUACAUAGCGAUGAUGUCACCACUGUUGUGGAUCGCGCGCACAAGGCAAUUCGGGAAGGAUUUGGCCAAUUUAAUAUUGUUGGUAAUAAUUGUGAAGACUUUGCAUUAUAUUGUAAGACAGGCCGACGAUCACAAGCAAGCGGUCAAUAUCUGUCAGCCAUGCGCAGAAUAGAGGCCGCGCGCCAAGCUGCGGCAACUGGGUACAAGAGUCCCAUUGUAUACGCGGGGUGUGUCAUGGGAUGGUUCUCUGCUGAAGAUUUUGAAAAUCCGAAAAACAUGGACCAAGAAAGAGAGGACCCGCCAUACGUAGACCCUGGGAAAAGGGAAACGGGAAAUUUGGAUCCCAACACGAAAAGUUCGAAAGCCAAGGUGGCUGCAAAAAACGUCUCUUGGAAGGAAAAAUAGCUCCAUUUUCCGUCCAAUCCUUCUUAGAACUAGUUUGCUUGGCACUCAUUAAGGUGAAAAGUAAGAGAAUACAAUAACUUCCUCAUGCACCAUUGGGCCACUAAUGUUACGAUCAGUCAAGACAUGUGAAGACCAGGUUACUAAGGGACGCGCAACGUACCACGUGACCUGUUGAUUCAGGAGAGAUGAUCCGAUUCCAGGUUGAUUUAACUAAAUGUCUCUUUUCUGCUAAGAUCAAAACGGGCAUAAGCUAUGGUGAAAGGAAUGACCGAAUUUGAUCUAAAGGAAAAUUUAUUUGAUAAAUAAUUGUUUUACUGGUUAAUAAUUAAUUUAUGAUAAUUUAUCACAUUGAUAUUUCUUCCUGUCAGAAGAGUUUUGUGACUUUUUCUCCCACAAAAGGGGUCAUCCUCGGUGUAAAAACCUGACGAGGUUUUCUUUGUUUCGUAAGGUAUUGUUUUGCUGUACGCUAUUGUUUAUAAUGUUUUGUUGUCUUUGUUUUACGUCACUCGUGAGCUUCACAGGUUUUUACACCGAGGAUGAGCCCACAAAAGGCUCUCACCUGCAUCUGUAAUACAGAUGCUACCUGUCUGGAUUUUUUUUUUUUUUUCAAUAUCAGAAAACUCUCCUAACUGUUUCGAGACAGUUUAA